CGGAGCCACCGCCCCGCCAGGACUCCUGGAAGCGGGCGAGACAGCGAGCGAGGCAGCGAGCGGACUCCGGGGCGGGGAAAAUGGCAGACGGUUUUUCGCUUAAUGAUGCCUUGACUGGGUCUAGAAACCCCAACCCUCAAGGAUGGCCUGGCGCAUGGGGAAACCAGCCUGCUGGGCCAGGGGGCUACCCAGUGGCCUCCUAUCCUGGGGCCUACCCCGGGCAGGCACCUCCUGGGGCUUAUCCUGGGGCGCCACCUUCUGGCACCUACCCUGGCCCAGCACCUCCAGGGGCUGCCUACCCUGGCCCAGCACCUCCAGGGGCUGCCUACCCUGGCCCAGCACCUCCAGGGGCUGCCUACCCUGGCCCAACUGCACCUGGAGCCUACCAGAGCGGAGCUGGUGCCUAUCCUGCUGCUAGUCCCUACGGCGGCUUGGCUGAACCACUGACUCUGCCUUAUGACCUGCAUUUGCCAGGAGGAAUCAUGCCUCGCAUGAUGAUAACAAUUCUGGGUACAGUAAAGCCCAAUGCAAACAGAAUUGCUUUAGAUUUCAUGAGAGGGAAUGAUAUUGCCUUCCACUUUAACCCACGCUUCAAUGAGAACAACAGGAGAGUCAUUGUUUGCAAUACAAAGCAGGAUAAUGUCUGGGGAAGAGAAGAAAGACAGAAUGCUUUCCCAUUUGAAAGUGGUAAACCAUUCAGAAUACAAGUACUGGCUGAAGCUGACCACUUCAAGGUUGCAGUCAAUGAUGCCCAUUUGUUGCAGUACAAUCAUCGGAUGAGAAAUCUCGGAGAAAUCAGAAAACUGGCAAUUUCUGGUGAUAUAAUCCUCACCAGUGCUUCACAUGCUAUGAUAUAAUCUUAAAGCAUCAGAUACUUCUAAAAAAAAA
Messenger RNA from Trichechus manatus latirostris (Florida manatee), 888 nucleotides. RefSeq names its product galectin 3 (gene LGALS3). Gene Ontology annotation, biological process: negative regulation of extrinsic apoptotic signaling pathway; eosinophil chemotaxis; neutrophil chemotaxis. Gene Ontology annotation, cellular component: cytoplasm; nucleus; immunological synapse. The record is from RefSeq and is a predicted model, not a curated record. Gene Ontology annotation, molecular function: laminin binding; IgE binding; carbohydrate binding. Bases 81 to 857 code for a protein of 258 amino acids. NCBI's taxonomy places the organism in Eukaryota, Metazoa, Chordata, Mammalia, Sirenia, Trichechidae. The transcript is spliced from 6 exons.